Molecule: messenger RNA, 8586 nt
Organism: Manihot esculenta (cassava)
Lineage: Eukaryota; Viridiplantae; Streptophyta; Magnoliopsida; Malpighiales; Euphorbiaceae
Exons: 4
Coding region: 1-8586 (2861 amino acids)
Source: RefSeq, a predicted model, not a curated record
AUGUGUUGCUCAUGUGGUGAAAGGAAAGAUGUUGCCACGUACAAGUACACAACAAGCCGGGUUGCGGUGGGGAACCGGACAGGGCCCGGGGGGGGCCAAGGGAACGGAGCGGACGGGGACGCAAGAGGCGGGACGGGAGAAGCGACGGCCGGGAAGCCGGCGGCGCGCGGGACGCGGGGCCGGGGGCACGCGGGGGCGCGCGGGAAGGGGGGCGGAACCGCGGGGCCGCCGGGCGGGAAGGGGAGGGGACGAGGGGGAGGGACGAAGCGGAGCGACAAAGGGCGGAAGCGCAGGGGAGCGGGGCAGCAAGGCCACGCGGCCACGGACAAGACCCCGGCGCGGAGGGAAGGCGGCGGCAAAGGAGGCAGCCCGCCGCCCGGGGGAAGGGGACGGCAAGGCGGCCCGCGCGGCGCGGCCGCCGCGAGGGCGGGGCCAACGGCACGGGCCGGGGGGGCCGGAGGGCCCCGACGGAGGGGCGGCAAACGGGCGGCGGACACAGGCGGCGCGGCGGGCCCGGAGGCGGACGGAGAGGCGGGCAGGCAGAAGCCAGCGCACGGGAGCGGCGCGCCACGGGCGGGGCAACCAAGCGCGAGGACCAAGGGGGCGAAGCAACGGGGCCGCGCGGACGAGGGGAAGGACCAGCGCGACGCGGGCAGCAGGAGGGGAAAACGAACCGGGCGCACGACGGGCGAAACCCAGCGCACGGGCCCGAGGGGGGGGAACAAGCCAACACGGGGGGAAGGCGGCGGCACAAGGAGAGGAAGAGCCGACAGCGAAGGAGCAAAAAGCAACGGCGCGAGGAACGCGGGGCGGCCACAAGCCAGGGAGCCCGGGGGGAACGGGGCGGACACCGCGAGCGGCAAAGGCCGAAGGGCGAAAGGAGCGAGAGGCCACGCGGGCACGGGGCGGAGGCGGACGGGAAAGCAGAAGCAAACGAGCGGGGACCCGGGGGGCCACACGAGAGGGCGGGGCGCGGGGAGCGCAGCGGAGGACACCGGCGGGAGCGGGGAACAGAGGGGCCGCCCCAGCCAAACGCCCCACCGGACAAGGGCGGCCGCCCGGAGCGGCCGCCGGGGCGGCCGGGGGGCCAAAAAGAGGGGCGAAGCCCCGCCGCCGAGGCACGGAAGAAGGAAAAGAACGGGAAAAGGAGGGGAGGGCACCGGCGCCGGGGCCGGCGCCCACGGAGCCGACACCGCGCAAGGCAGGGCACAAAGGCGGACGAGAGGCAAGCGCAACAGGGGCGGCGGGCCCCGCGGAGGCCGCCAAGCCCGGGCCCGGGGCGGGGGGGCGCGGGAGAGGAGACAGGGACAGGGGGAAGCGCGGGAAGCCAGGCAGGCGCGGCACGAAGGAGAGGACGAGGCAGGGGGCGACCGGAAGAGAGGCAGAGGGACGCCCGCCGGGGACCCGCGCGGGGGGAAGGGCGGCACGGGGACAGGCAGAGCACGGGGCAGAAAGCACAGGGCGGGAGCAGCCGCAGGGACCAGCGCAAGGCGGGGGGGAAGGAAACAGGCGGAGGCCCCGGGGCCGGACCAGGGCGGAGGCGACGGGGCGACGCCCGGGGAAGGCCCCCGGAGGGGCCGGGCCCAGGCCGGCCCCCGGCCGGCACGCGGCGACCCGCGCGCGCCGCGGGAGCAGCGCGAGCAGGCCGCCGACAGCCGACGGGGGCGGGACGGGGACCCCCGGGCCCAGCCCGCAGAGCCAAGCCGGGGCCCGAGGGGACGGAGCCAGGGGGCCGACGGCCCGGGCCGACAGGGGGCCAGGGGCCAGAGGCGGGGCACCGGGGAGACCGGAGGCGGGGAGGAGGACGACCGGGCGGGGGAGCCGCGCCGGCCGACCGAGGGAAAGGGGGAGAAGAGGGCGAGGGCGGGGCGCCCCCGAGGCCGCGAAGCAGGGGCGGGACCCGAGAGAACGCGGCCCGAGCGCCAGCGAGCCGGAGGGAAACGGCGGAGGGAACCAGCGACGAGACGGGGCGAGGAGGCGGGCGCCCCGAGACCCAAGGCAGACGAACGAGGGGCACGGCAGGAGCGCGGCGGGCCGCCACCAGAGGGGCCGCGGGCGGCGCCCCGCGCAGGCAGAGGGCACCAGCGGGCGGGGCCCGACAGGCAGGCGCGCACGCGAACCCGGCGCAGAAGAGCGAGGGCGGGCGGCGGGGCAACCCGCGAGGGGAGCCCGCCAGGCAGCGGCCGGGCGCCGGACGGGGGACGCGCCCGGGGACGCGCACACAGGGCAGACGCCGGGGGCCGGGGGCAAGACGGGCCGAAGGGGGAGCCCGCGGGCCGACGCCCGGAGCGCGCGGGGGCCGAGACACGCCGGGACGGCGCGCGCGGGGGGCCACAAGCGCGGCGACGGCGGCGCCGCGAGCGGGGCGAAGGCCCGGGCGGGGGCCGCCGCGGCGAGCCGCGGCGGGCCGCGCCCCGAGCCGAGCGGCGGACCGGCGAGGCGCCGGGCCACAGCCGACCGGGGCGCAGCGCCGGCCCCCAGCCGCGGCCCGCCCGACAAGGGCAAGCACGCGGGGACGCGCGGGGCAAAGGCCGGGGCAGCGGGCCCGCGCGGGACGGGGGCGCGAGCGGGCGCGCGCCCGGAGGGAGCCGGGGACGGAAGGGACCGCCCGAGGGGGCGGCAGGCCCAAACAACCCGACGCGCAGACAGCGCCGCGGGGGGCGACAGGGGCCGGGCACGACGGGGCGCGCACCCGCGCCGGCGCCCCCGGCCAGGGGACGGGGGCCCGGGCCGCCGCGGAGGACGCGGCGCCAGACGACAAGGCGGACGCCGAGGGCGCCCGAGGCGCAAGCGGGGCGCGGCCCGGGGCGCGCGCCGGGACGAGGGGAAGCCGGGGAAGGGGCGGGGCCGCCGCGGAGGGAGAGGCGGAAACGCAGCGGGGGGCCCGCCGGACCGGGGGCGCGGGCGGAGCGGGCCGGGGGAACGCGCGGGGGGCGCGGGGGCCCGGGCGGCAGACGGGCGCCCACGGCCGGGGCCGAGGGGCGGCCAACCACCGAGAGCCGGGGCGAGCGCCGCCGAGGACGCGGCGGGGGGCCAGCCGCGGGCGCGCGGCACACGGGAGGCCAACGGCCGCCCCCGCGCCCCCCGCCACGGGGCGAAGGGGGGGAGGCGACGGGGGCGGGACACCCAGGCAGACGGGCCCGCGGCCGGAGGGCGGCGGGCGCAACGGGCGGGCAAAAACGCGAGGGGGCGCGGGAGGCGGCAAGGCACACCAAGGAGCGCAGGGGGCGGCGGGCGGCAGCGAGGCGAGAGCCGAGAGAGCCGGGGCCGAGAGGCGGGGGGGGCGCGAAAGAGGACGGCGCGGCCCGAACGGGAGCGCCCGCGCGGCGGGGCAGGGCCGGGGCGCGGCGCGCGCCGGGGGGGGGGGCGGCCGCGGCGAGCACGCGGGGCGAGGGCAGGCCGCCGCACCGGCAGGCCGCCCCGACCGGGGAGGCCGCGGGGGGCCGAAGCCCCCCGGGGCCCCGGAGGGGGGGAACACGGGCGCGGGGCGGGCGGCAGAGCAGGGGGCGACAAGGAGCCGGCCGCAGGGGCACCGACGGAAACCGGGGGACGACGGCGCCGGCCGCGAAAGGAGAAGGGGCAGGGGACGGCGCGCGACGGCGCCGGCGGCGAACCGCCCACGGCGCCGCGAGCCGAACACGGCACCGGACCAGGCAAGCGGGAGGAGCGACGGGCGGGGGGACAAAGGGCAGGGACGGAGGCAACGCGAGCGGAGGACGCGCGCGGACGAGGAAGGCCGCGGGGAAGACCAACAAGGGCAAGGAGCGAGCCCCAGCACGAGGAAAGGGCAAAGAGGACCCGGGCCGGGCGGCCAAGGCGAGAGACGCGGGGAAGACAGCAGGGGAGCGCGCGGGCGGCCCAGAACAGCGAAGGGCAGCACAGACCGGGGAGGGCCGCAAACGGCCGGGGCCGAAAAGGCCAGAGGCCCGCGAAGAAGCGGGCCGCGGAGGGGCACCGCCGCAGAGCGAGGGAGCAGGCGGAGGGCGCGGGCGGGAACGGAAGGAACCAGACAAAGCGCGCCACCAACGAAGAACGGCCAGGCACCACCACCCAGAGAAGCAAGAAAGAGCGCGCAGGCGGGCAAGCCGGACGAGGGCGGGACCGGGGAAGGGGCCCCGGGGGAGGCAAAGGAAGCCGCAGGCGCCACGCCGGGGGGGCCCGGCCGGCAAGGCCGGGAAGGGGCAGCCGGGCGACCAGACGCCCCCCGGAACCCAAAGACGGGGAGGGCGCAGAAGGGGCCGGCGGAGGCCGAAAAGCAACAGCCGCCGAGCCCGGGGCGGCAGCGGGGAGGGGGAGACGAGGACGGGAGCGGAGCGGCGGCGAGCCCCCAACGGGCGGGCGGGAGGAAGGAAAACAGCCGGGGCAAAGGCGGGCGCAGGGGGGCGGCGGGCAGAAAGCCAAGAAGGGCACCGCGGACGAGGAAAGACGAAGGCCCCCGACGGGCCCGGGGAAGCAGGACGCCGAGCCCGAAGGCCAACAGAAGAGGACCGAAAGCCGAGGAGGGGAGCCCAGGCGAAGGGAGACAGAGCGGAGGCGGGCGGGGAGCACGCGAAGGGCGGCAAAGGAACAGCGCCGGAGGCACGACCCGGCCAGGGAAGGCCAGGAGCGCAGCGCCGGCAGAAGGGACGAGCCGACAGGGGCACACCGCGAGGCGGACCGGGCGACCCAACCCAAGGGCCAACGACGAGCGGGGGAACGGCAACAACGGAAAGAGACGCGAGGGGAGCGGGAAGGACCGCGGCGGCGGGCACCAGACGGGCCCGCCAAGGGAGCCGCGGGAAGGGAGGGAGAGGGGACGCAGGCCAAGGACCAGACGCGAAGAGCCCGGGAGGGGAGGGAGGGGCACGACCGCCCCGGGGCAGGAGGGGGAAGGGGCGCGCCGGCGGCCGGCCGGGGAGGGGGAGCCGGGGCGCAGGCGCCCGCGCCGGAAGCGAACCCGAAGGCGCCGGCACCCGGCACCACCAGGGGAGGCCGCGAGCCGACCAGCGAAAGGGGAGAGGGCAGAAAGGGGAAGGAGGCGGCGCCGGCACGAGGGCCGGGCGAGCCGGCGAGGGAGCAGGAAGCAGCAGAGCAACGGGCAGAGCCCGCGGCGACCGGGGAGCGAAGAAAGGCAGCCCGGCCAGAAGGCGGGGGGGGGCACGGAGGAGCGCGAGAAGGACGACGGGGAGCCGAGGAGCAGAGACCAGCAAACAAACGAGAACGGAGGGAAGGAGCCAGGCGCAGGGGCACAGGCGGAAGGAGGGCAGACGGACACAGGCAGGGCGGAAGCGGGGAGACAAGCAGAGGACGACGGGCAGGAGCAACCAGGGAGCAGGCCGGCGCGACGGCGGCGCCCGCACGGAGGCCCCAGCAGGCCGGGGGGCGAGACGGGCGCGCCGGGCGGGCGGGGACCGAGGGGAGAAGGGGGCGGAGGGAAGGAGAAGACGCCAGCCGCCCGCAGCACAGGCCGCAGCCGAGAGCACAGCGACAGGCCAGGGGCCACGGCAGCCAAGAAAGGCAGGCGGGGAACACGGAGGCAGCGACGGGGGCCGCGGCGCGCGCCGAAGGGGGCGCAGAGCGAAAAAAGGGACAGCAAAACGGGCGAAGGCCGCGGCGGGGGGAGGCAACACAGGAACCCAGGCGGGGCACCGAGGCGCGAGCCGCGCGCGGGCCGCGACGGAAAGGGAGCGAGAGCCAACAGGGCGAGGCGCCAGCAAAGAGCCGGCCAGCAGAAACGAGCGCGGAACCGCGCAGGCGCCACCACGGACACGGAGCAGCAACCCCACGCGACGAACGGCCCCCCGACGAGCGAAAGCACGACGGGAGGCCGAAACGCCAAAGGGAGCAAGGGCCCGCACCGCGGGGCGCGAGGAGGAAGCGGAGAGGGAGGGACAAGGCAAAGAAGGAAAGGCAAAACAGGGAGGAAGGGAACGGGCGAGGCGGACGACAAAGCAAGCACGGCAGCCAAACGGAAGCACCCGACGGACCACCACCGGGCCGCGGCGGCGCGCACGACGGAGGCAGCACGGCACGAGGGGCCAGGCCGGCCCCAAGCACGCGCGGGGCCGCAACAAAACAGGGGAAACCGAGAGCAGCCCCGCAACCGGAGCAACGCAAACAGCAGGGAGGGAACGAGGGGGGCACCGGGAGAGGCCAAGCACCGCAACCAAAGAAACGCGCCGGACAAGACGGCAACAGAGGCCGCGACAGCGCAGGCGGCGGGGCGGAGAAACAGGGGGCAGGAAACGCCACGCCCGCACCGAAGCAAGCGCACGGGGGACAAAGGAGAAGCACCAGGCGCAGCCCCAAAGCCGAAGCAAAAGCAACCACCACAGGGGGACACAGCGGCACGAGCAACAGGGCGCCACCGCAACCAAAGGAAAGGGCCAGGCGGCCGCAGCAGGGGCCGCAACGCCACGCGCACAGAGGAGGGAGCACGGCAGGAGAGCACCACGCCCGCCCCCAAGCACGCGCAACGCCGGGACAAAAGCAGGAGCACCAAGCGCAGCCCCCCAGCCGAGGGAGGGCAAAACCACAACAGCCCCGACGGCCAGCCACGACCCCGAGGAACGGAACACCCCACCAAGCAGCAGGCCGACACCACCAAGGACACAAACGAAGACAGGGGGCAGCGCACGGCCGCCGGGGGCAGAGGGCGGCAGCCACACCGGGAACCGGCGGCCAGGGGACACCCCCCGGCAAAGCCGGCGACCCCAAGAGCGGCAGCCCGGGCGCCAGACCCAAACGCCGCAAAAGGCGAGGCCACCAGGAACGCACACCAGGCCCAGGGCAGCGCAGGGCCGCCAGCACGGGGACCCAAGCACGGCACGAGAAGGCCACACCGAAGCCGGGCACAAGCAGCCAAGGGAGACGCCAAGCAGGGGGAGCGGCCCCAAGAGCACGGAGGGCGGCGGCGGAGGGAGGGACGGACCGCCGAGGGGGAGGGAAAGAGGAGCACAACAAAAGCCCGAAGCCCAGGGCAGCACCGGGAAACGCGCACAGCGGCACGAGCACAACACACAAAGGCCAGGCCCACACCGGGCACCAGCGGCCAGGGAACACGCCCAAGCAGGGGGAGAAACCACCGGAGCAGGGCCGGGAACGGGCACCAAGGGCCCGGGAAGGGGCCCCACCGGGCCCGGGAGGGGCCCCACCGGGGCCACCACGCCCGAGAAGGGGGGCGAGGGGAAGCGAGAGGGAGAGGGGGAGAGGGGGCGAACAAGCGGAGGCGCAGAAAAGCACCAAAGGGGGGGGAACCGGAGAAAAAGAGGAGAAAGGGAGGGGAGGGGGAGGGGGGAGGGGCGGAAACGGGGCACGGAGACAGGACAAGGCAGGGGGGACAGGACAAGACAGGAGGGGACAGGACAAGGGGGAAGGGACACACCCCCGAAAAAAGGCAAGGGGAGGGAGGGGACCGGAGAGGGGCAGAGAGAGGGAGAAGAAGAGAAGCGAAGGGGACAAAAAGGGGGAAAGGGGGAGCCAGGCGAGGGAGGGGGGGAGGGGAAGGGGGAAAAAGGCAGAAAAGCAGAAAAAAAACAGAACGCGGCAGAAAAGCACCAAAGGGGGGGGCACCGGAGAAAAAGAGAACAAAGGGAAGGGAGGGGCAGGGGGGAGGGGGAAAACGGGGCAAAGAGAAGGGGCGGGGGCACAAGGCGGGCCAAGGGGGGCAGGCAGGGGGCGAGAGGAAAAGGAAAGGGAGGAGGGAGGGCGCGGGAGCGCACAACAGAGGGGGCGGGGGCGGGGGGCAAGGGGAGAGAAAAGAGAGAAAAACGCAGAGAGGGGGCAAGAAGGGGGCAGAGGCGCAAGGAGGAAAGAGAAGCACGCCAGAGAGGGGCAGGGCCGAGGCGAGGAGGGCAAGGGGGCGGCCAAGCAGGGGAGCCAACCAGGGCAAAAGGGGGGCAAGAGGGGGCGCGGGGGGGAAAGAGAGGGGCAGGGAGAAGGAGGCAAGCGGGAGCGGGGGCAGGACAGAAAACAAGGGCACGCGGGGCGCGGGGAAGGGGACAAGGAAGGGACCGCGGGAACCGCGGGGGGCCGGGGGGGGGCCAACGGGAGAGACGGGGGACCAAGGCGAACCGCAGGGGGCAAAACAGGGGCAAAGAGCAGCAACCCCAACGGGGCACCACGGGCGCAGGGGGAGCAAGGGGCACAGCAGGAGGGAGCCACGGGCCAAGGGGCGGCGACGGGGCGGGGGAGCAAGGCGCGACGGGCCCGGGGGCGCCGGCCGGAGCACAGGGCCCAGGGCAGCAGCAAGGCGCCACGGGCCCGGAGGCGCCGGCCGGAGCACAGGGGCCCGGGCAGCAGCAAGGCGCCACGGGCCCGGAGGCGCCGGCCGGAGCACAGGGCCCCGGGCAGCAGCAAGCUUCUGGGCAAUUCUGGGCUGUUCUGGCUGUCUCUGGCCAAUUCUGGGCGCUACUGGCCCGUUCUGGGCGCUACUGGCCCGUUCUGGUGCCUUCUGGAAUUUUCGUAGGCCAACCAGACUCCCCUGGAAUUUUCGUUGGCCAACCAGAAGUCUCUGGCAGCUUCCCGCGCGCCCCAGUUGCCUCUGGAAGCUUCGGGCGCCUUCCAGCCCGUUCCAACAAUUGGCCCUCGCCUGGCACAGAUCCGUAG